AUGGCAAGUCACUCGUACGACCAGUUCGACGACUACGAAGAACCAGACGGAGAAGCCUUAGCUGCAGGGAACAGGUCACUGGAAGAGCUUCAGCGUCUUUCUGCCUUUCAGCAGGUGACCACCAAGGUUCCCCCAUCUUAUGAUGGUAGAAGUAGCUGGUUUGCUUUCGAAGAUGCCGUAGACGACUGGUGUGAAUUCACAGAACUUGAACCAGAGAAGAGAGGACCCGCAUUGAGAAACAGACUUGAAGGUGAAGCUGCUAUCUACAAGAGAUUGCUUGAUCGAGAAGCUUUGAAGAACAAGGAAGAUGGAGUCAGGUACUUCAAGCGCUUCCUUAGGCCUUACUUCGUGAAGGGUGCAGCGAACGUUUUCCUCUACAGAUUCCAGCAGUUCAUGAACAUGCAUCGUGGUAGUGGUGAUAUGCUGAGGUGGAUGACAAGAUUCCAGCUGUCCUACCAGCGCAUGAACGAAUCAUGGAUGGACACUUUUGUUCCCCUAGUGAGUGAAAACGACCCCGUGGUGAGAGCCUAUGUUCUAAGACUACCUCAAGAAGAACAACAGGCAAUCACUCCCGAAGAAGCACUUCGCCGAGUCAACGAACAAGGGAGAGAAACACAUGGAAGAGCACUACCCAUCACAGCGAACCUCAUUGCCCUGCUGUUCGUGACCCUGUCAGACCUUACCCAAGACCAAAGACAAGUUCUUACUUCUCUUAUGGCGCACAAGAACAGGGCACUCACAGAUUACAGAGUGGAUGAGCUGAGAACAGUGUAUUUGGAAGUGUUUUGCACCACGAAGACCACAGUAGACAACCCUCUUCUAGCACCCACAAGUGCUCCAGGAAGAAAAAGUUUUAUCGUCAUCGAUGAAGGUACCCUCGAUGAGAGCCAAGGCUACUGGUGCGAGGACGAGGAUGAUGGCGCAGAAGGCUUCCUGGACGCCUUUGAGGAUUGCUUCUGGGUCUACGACGAUGAGUCUUACACGUGGUUUCAGCGGAAGUUCCAAGGUCGUAAGUUGCGACGUGGAAAAGGAAAGGGCAAGGGCCGGAAAGGAAAAGGCAAGGGCCACGGUGGCCGACGCUUUUUCAAACGCAAGAAAGGGAAGGCCCAUGCCGCCGAAGACGUCAGCGCUAGCGACUGGGCAUGGAACGAAGAAUGGCAUGAUUGGAGCUAUGAAGCCUGGACAGAAACUGAUUGGCAGGAAGGAGCUGACGACUCCUAUGCAGCCGAAGGUCGGAAAGGAAAGGGCAAAGGCAAGGGCAAGUUCUUCAAGGGAAAGGACAAGAAAGGAAAGGACGGCAAGGGCGACCAUGCCAAUGCCACCUCGGAAGCCCAGAGGACUGCUGCCUUGGCAGGCCCAGGUACUCCGGCCAUAGCUAACGCCUUUUGGGUGCAGCACCACAGUUUUGUGUCCGAAGCGGUUUACAAGCAGGACUCCAACGAAGAAGAUGUUCCCAAGUCUUUUUUGACACAUGCUUUGUCCCCUACCUCUAUGGUUUUGGACAUCGGUUGCACACGGGCUAUGACCUCGAGACAAGCAGCGAAAGAGUUCAUGGGUUUCGUGGACCAUCAUCCAGACUGUGGUUUGUGGUACGAGUUACGACCUACAAACAGUCAUUUCUCUUUUGCCAACAGCGAGAUGGCCCAGUGCAAGGAAAAGAUUGUGAUCUUCAUGUACGAUCUUUCCUACACGAUUCAGUCGACCGAAUUUGACAUCGUUGAUCAGGGCACAGUUCCCUUCUUGAUGUCGUUACCUCAGAUGAGGAACCUUCGCUUCAAGAUCUCGUUAGAGCCUGACGAAGCCCUUCUGUCAAGUUCAGUUCUGGGCAUGAAGAACCUUCCUUUGAAGGUUGCUCGAAGCUCACACUUGAUGAUCGAUCUUAUAGAUGUAGCCUGGCAUAUGUGGGGAGUUCGUUUCGAUGCACACAAGAAGGUGAGUUUCUUCAUGACGAACGAGCACCACUUCGAGUAUGGCUACAAGUUGGUCACGAAGGAAUGCUCCCCUCCAGGGGAGGAAUCCUCAGAAGCCUUGGUUGUGGAGGACGAAUGGCACUUGGACGAAGGCAACCAUCGUCUAACCCGAGUUCACCGCAAGGAGCGAGUUCAGUCCUUUGCGCCAUCGAAAGGGAAUACUCCCAUACCACUCGAGUACCUCGACACGAUUCGGGAGACCACCAUCAACUACAAGGAUGGCAUGAAGGAAACGCAGAAUGAUGAAUGGAAGGACAAGCCUCCCGUCAAGUUUCCUAAGCCGUGGUUAGGUAGAACCGUUUUCAAGAUUCUGCCAGGUGGCAUAGAGAAUCGCACCUCUGUGAAGGUGAGUACUCGGGGAAAAGGCCCCGGGCGCAGAGGAAAGCCUGAUGACGAAGUCGUCAAGGCACCUGCUAGGAAGAAAAUUACAGGCAAAAAGCCAGAUUCUGGCUUAAUGCCACAUCCUUCAAGAAAGGAAGGCUCUCCUUUAGGAGAGGGAUCCUUGCGAAAAGAAGGCAGCUCUUCCCCAGAAGAGGCACCUUUACCUUUCUCUCCAGGAGAGCUCUUUGCAGAUGAGGACGAAGACCCAUUUCCAGAGCUGAAGGGUAAGGGUGUCGAGACAACUAAAUGGGAUGAUCAGUACUCUCCUUCUGAAGCUCCAGUGGAGCAGCCAGAGCCGUCUCCAGAGUCUAAAGAAGACAAUGCGCCUGAGGAGCGCUUCGAUCCAGAACCUAGGCGUAUAGCGCUACCUCUUCCCGGGCAAGAAGUUGCCCGCUCUUCUCCGGCCUUUCGACGCAUGAUUGAAAAGCUGCGAAGUGAUGUGGAGCUGUACAAGUUGCAUGUGAAGCAUUACCACAUGAGUUCCGCGCAGUUUCGUAGGCGUACGUCCAUGUUAGGCCUUCCUGAAGAGAUUUACGAAAAGUACGACCGCAUCGUCAAGUCAUGCAGGGUUUGCGGAACAACAGUUCCGGCACCGCCGCGAGCCAGAAUCGCAGGCCUUCGUGCCGCGUCGUUCGGAGAUCUUAUUUUUGUCGAUCAUGCUGAAAUCAAUUACGGAGAAAAGAGUUAUAUCACUCUUUUGAUUCUCGACGGCGCGUCUAACCUGCUUUGGGCUACGGCCCUCGUUGGACUCGAGGUUACCGAAACCCUUGCCGCAUUUCGGAGAUGGAUCGAAGAGAACAACUGUGUUCCGAAAGGAGUAGUAGGUGAUCAAGCCUUUUUCGCUGAUGAAUUCCUGGCAUUUUACCGCUUCCAUGGGAUAACACCUUAUCCCUGCGGGCCAAGAACGCCGUGGCCGAACAGAGCAGAAACAGCAGUUCGUCUUUUCAAAAAGACAUGGGCAAAAAUGACAAAGGCUCUCAGAGAAGAAGGUUUCCUUGAAAGCAUCACUGUUAGGGAUGCUGUGAAGAAGGUUGUUUGGGCAAGGAAUUGCCAACUCACAAUCUCUGGCCAUUCACCGCUAGAAAUAGCCACAGGGCGUAGACCGCCUGAUCUGUUGGACGUCGAAACAAGUUCACCUGAACAAUUGUCAGCUUUGGCCCCUCGAGAGGACAGGACCAAUCAGGAGUUGCAACGCAUUGCUAUGCGAGCACAUCAAGAGGCAAGACAGGCCCAGGACCUUCGAAGCGACCUGGCUCGCCGAGUCAUGCCCUCAGAUGGUCCUUAUGUCAAGGGGGACAAGGUGUUUGUUUGGAUGAAGGAUGAGUCUAAGAUAAAGUCAGAAGGAGUAUGGGUUAGAGGCAAGGUCAUGGGACAGGAAGGUGCGAUGGUCAUUGUUCAUGUGCAUCAAGCCAUCCUUCGAGUGAAUCAGUCAAAGAUUCGUAGAGACCAUGACCCCUGGCAUGAUGUCCAUAUUGCUCUUGACAUGGACAAGGUACCAGGAGGCUCUCCACCGGGAGAGGAACCUGGUGGUUUGUUUUGUGAAUACGAGCCACAAUGUUGCGCUGAACACGAAAUUUGUUAUCACACGCACGGGGGAAGAUUUUGUGAUGUCCUUGAAAUCGCCCCAGGGCCUACGGGAAUCACGGCCUGUAUGGCUCGGCACGGGAACAGAAUCGGAGAGCCAGUUCACGUGGAAAGUUGGCAGCCAGAGGCGAUCCAGCAGAGUAUCGCCUCGGCAUGGAAAACUCUGUUGCAUGCGUCACCCACGCUUGUGGUGAUCAACCCAACGAUACCUGAUUCACUUGUGAGAAACAAGAAGGCCAUCAAGACUUACUGGCAUUUUUGUGCAGAAGUCGUUAGAUGGCAGGAUCAGAAUCAAGGUGAAGUUGCUGUCGUGGGGUUGACAGACCAGGGAUUUUUCACAUCACAGGUACUGAUCGUAGUGAUUAUCGACAAGAGAGUCUUUUCCAAGACCUCCUUGAGGAUUUCGACGAUGGAGAUUUGUGUUCUCUGUGUUUGCGUGCUGAUAGGAACAGUGAAGUUCGUGACGAGUUCUCUUGUUCAAGGACUCAGGGCGAUUGAAGGUCUUGCUCCUGGAACAGAGCUGGAGGUGAAUACCUCCACCACUCAGGAGGCUCAGUCGCUGAGAGGAGUCCUCAAAAACAUCAGGACUUUGACACUUCCGUAUCUCGAGUUUGAGAAUUGCAAUGUCUACCGGGGGACUUUUGGUAAGGUUCUUCCUGUUAUUCAGAGACAUCCUGAUGCCGUCGUGAUCAUGUGGAAGUUAGGAGACUAUGAACAUGUGUUUUUCAUGAACCUCGCGCAGCUUAUCCCAUGUCUAAGGGACGUAGCGGUGUCAGGAUGGUCGUUGAUCGUGUUUUGGAAUGAGAUCGGUCCUCCCAGGAAAAGGAGAGGUCCAGACGUGUCCCUGGACUUUACCGAUCAGCCAGUUCCAGAUGCACCUCCACCAGGCGUGCCUCCUGGCACCUCUAGUGGAGAUGAUCCUGAAAAUCCUCCUGGAGGCGGUCCUCCAGGACAGGUACCGGGAUACCAGGACUACCAUGACACACCCGUGCCGGGUGAUAUGUCGUGGGAUGAAGGUGAGGAAGAGACUCAGGGUGGCCCUUCAGGGCCGGGACCUGAUGGCCCUCCAGAUGGAGCGGCAAUUCCGAUAGAUGUGGAUGGAGAUGACGGAGGAAAUCCUCCAGGACAGGGGGCCUUUCCGCCUGGAGGCGGUCCUCCAGGACCGGGACCAGGGUUCGGGCCUUCGCCUGAAGACUUCGAGGAUGGCGGAACUCCUAUGGAAGUUCAUAUGGAGCCGCCGCCUCCAGGUCCUCCGCCUGACGAACCGGCGCAUCCGAUUCCCGCAAGUGCGGCACCAAAACUGCGUUUCCCUGUUUACCCAAACAAGAUUCCGGAGGCCGCUGUGCCUCUUCCGGGUCAGCCGUUGCCGGAGAAAAAGGGAGAUCCGCAGGUUUCCGCUCCGUUUCCAGACGAGGAUGAGACAGAUCCGACCGCGUCUUCUUCACAGCCUAGCGGACCGCCAGGACUUCCCGUGGCGGAAGGAGAGUUUCCGAUUCAGCAAACUCCCGUCGCGCCUCCGGCUACGGACGCGCCAGUGCCGGACUCAGACUCAGACGAUAGCCAGGCGACGCGAGAUUACGGUGAGUCGUCUCUUGCUUCCUUGGUCGAGGGGGAGGAAGAUGUUCUUCUGGUCCUUCCUCACGAUUUGAGUCCGCCGCAGUGGGCUGUUUUUGAUGGUGAUGCGUUUGCGUCGUGGCUUACUAAGCAGGAUAAAAUUAAGGCUGGUACGAUCACACAGGACAUGCAGCGUAAGUACGCCAAGGAAAUCCGAGCCGCGAAAUUGGACGAGUUCAAGAGCUACUUGGAUAAUGAUGCCCUUCGAUUUGUCGAUCGCAGGAAAAAGCAGGCCAACUCCGCGGACAUUGGCAUUUUGUUUGCGGACCGGCUCGCGGCGGACAUCCCCCGCGCGGACGUGGACGUCCGCGAGCCAGGGCUUGACCUAUAUUGUCGCGGACAUUGGCGGACACCUGGCGGACACCUGGCGGACAAGGCACGCAAGCGUCCCGAGGACAAGAAUGCCUGGGAUCAGCAGACGGAUAGUGCAACUGCUACGCGAUACGGUUUUCGUUUGGUCUGUCAGUGCGCUGCCAAUAAUUUCUGGGAUUUGUUUCAUUUGGACCUUAAGACUGCGUUUCUUCAGGGGGAACACUAUAACUUGCAGCAUCGCAGCGUGAUUGUUCAGCUGCCUCCCGACAUUGGUUUGCCGCCUUGGAUGGUCGGUCUCUGUUUGCGGCCGGUGUAUGGCCUCCACGACGCGCCGCGUCGAUGGUGGAAUCGACUCGACAAGUUCCUGCGGACCAUCGGCCUGCAGCCCACAAGGGCAGACCGAUGCACCUAUGUAGGAUACGAAGGAGUCGAAAAGCAGAAAUCGGCAGCAAAGAUCGCAGAAGAGGUAAGUCUAUUCCAAGAAGGAUGCUCUCCUCUAGGAGAGGAACCGCCAAUAGGAGACUUACCGGGCAUCAUCACAGAGUCUCCACUAGCUGCGUUGUUAUCUGCUUGUGAAGAACCGCCGUCUUCUCCCGACACCGCGGUAGAAAGGUCCUAUUUAGCAUACCCCGACAUUGUGCAAGCCUUUAAGACCAAGCACCUGGUUGAGUAUGACUGGAGGCCAGUCACUGAUAAAACCUUGCUUGACUUUCUUGGUGGCGUUGCCCACAAGAAGAGAGGCUGGUUCCCUUUCGAGAACGGCCAGGCCCUUGUGUCCCACAGGGCGAAGGCUUUGAGAGGUCCUGAACCGACCUAUAAGAUUAAGGAUUAUCCCUACCGGGUAUCUAUUAUCUUGCGCCAAGGAACCUGGUGGGUGAUUGAAAAGGCUCAGGACCUUAGGAACAAUAACGAGCCGAGCUAUCUCGAGGAGGAGGCCGAAGUGCUCGUGACACUGUUCCUUCCUGAAAGGGCGGCCUACAAGACCACAGAACAGCUUCCUCAGCUUACCCCUGAACUUGUAGAUCAGCUCUUAGAACACUUUGUUGAUCCUGUUCAUGGUAGCCCUAGUAAGCACAGGAAGUCGGUAGGAGUCCUCAGCCUUCAUGUUGAUGACCUGAUCAUCGCUGGAACCCCAAGUUUCCUGAAGUGGUUCUUGGCUAGGGUCAAGGAACAUUUCACCAUUGGACAUGAAGACAAAAAUGAUCUUAUGUUCACUGGUCAGAGGGUUCGAUGGGUUGUUGACGACAAGGGCAGUAAGAAGUACAUCUCAAUUGAUCAGAAGUUGAGCGUCUCAGAGCUCGAAGAGAUCGUCAUCCCCAAACACUUGAAGGACACUGAUGUGUGUGACAAACAACUUCACACCUCCUACAGGUCUUUGCUAGGUAGUAUCAACUGGUUGCAGUCCAGGACUCAGUUUCAGGCUUGUUACUCAUUCUCACGUCUCGCAUCGGCCUCAGCUGCACCUACGGUUGGUCACUGUAAGGAGCUGAACAAGCUCUGUCGACAAAUCAGGAGUGAAGAGGUGGAGCUUAGGAUUUGGCCAGUCCAAGGCACACCUCGCAUCUUCGGCAUUCCAGAUGCUGCUUUCAGAAACAACAGUGACAAGUCCUCACAGAGAGCGAUGACAGUGUUUAUCGCCGAUCAAAGGGUAAAGAAUCGUAGGGACACCAGAGGCUCCCUGAUUUUCUUCGAAUCCACUAAGAUCAAGAGGACUACCUUGAGCACGACAGUUGCUGAGCUGUAUGCCUUGAUGAAGUGUUUCGGCACCUGUCAGAUGCUAAGGGGUUUGUGGAAGGACAUCAGUGGUCUAGAUGCCGAGAUCCAUAUGCGAACUGAUGCAAACAAUUUGGUUACAACUGCUUCAACCACUCAUGCCCCUGAGCAACAAGAAACCAUACACAUGAUACAGAUGCUUCGAAAGGAAGCUUGCUCUGGGGCCAUUGCGGACCUCUCACAUGUGCGCACAGAACACUGUCUGGCGGAUUGUUUGACGAAACGGUCUGCCAAAUCCACCAAUUUGGUUCAGUCAGUUCAAAAGGGCUGGCUGAAGGAGAUAGAUGCUCAUCCCCCCUUUAGGUCUCUUUUGGAACACAAAGCUUUUCUGAGCGCCUGGCUCCGGAAGGAGCUGUCGGGUUUUCAGUUUUGCAGCAAGGUGUGUUUCAUGAUCAGUUCUUGUGAAAAGAAAGACUGA
This is a messenger RNA of Symbiodinium natans, 8052 nucleotides long. The record is from the annotation of a GenBank genome assembly. Lineage: Eukaryota; Dinophyceae; Suessiales; Symbiodiniaceae.